GUCCCGGUGCUUGAUGGGAAUAGUAGUCAUUGAAUCUCCUGUAUUUCCUGGAAAGGAGACAACGAAAAGUCAUAAGAAGUUCUUGCUCGACUCUAAAAAGUUGUUUACCUGACUUCAUCUACGUUAUAAAGCGAGAAAGGUUGAAACGAAAAACAGAAUGUCUCUGAUGGAGCACGGUGGUGGCGCCCACAACAGGCCGGUGACUGCAGUGGCCUGGGCCUCCAACAGCAGCACCUGUCCCAAAGACUUCAACCUGAUUAGUAUAACUGAGGAUGGAGCUGCUGCAAACUUCACACGGAGCUUCGCCAUGAAGGCUGGCUACUACCUCUGCUACAGCAAGGACAUGUCAGGUGGUAUGGUAGUAUCAGAUGUCCAGGUGAUCUCAGACAAGGAGACUGUUCCUCAUGGGUACUGUUACAUACCUGAACACCUGGAGCCUAGGGCCUCCGUGUCUAAGAAGAAGCGUGUGUGUGUCCGCAUGGUGCCAGUGGGCAGUGUGGAGACUGCUGUACUGGACAUCAAACUGACUGCUAAGACUAGGAGGAUGCUGCAGCACUACACCUGCUUAGGGGACAUGCAUGGCUAUGUGAUGUGGUGUAAGAAGGGGCCCUUCUCCAGCCCUCUACCCCAGGCAAAGCCUCGCAGCCUCAGCCUUGACCUCCGUCAGCUCUCGCUGGACCAGAACCCCCCUCCGCUACCCCUCAGACCCAGCAACGCUCCACCCAUGCCCCCUGGCAGGAAGCUCAGCCAUCGCCGCAGCAACCUCCAAUUGAACGAUGCUGUGGAUAAAGUGGUUGAUUGCAGCAACAUCUACGGCAUCUCAGCCAUAGAUGGUGUUCCCUUCACUCUACACCCCAAGUUCAAGACCCAAACGAACGGCACGACUCCAACAAACACUCUAAACAACAUUCGCAUCAAGUCUGUCCAGGACAUUGAAAAUGAGUACAACUACACUUUCACCGUGGAGGAAAACGCAGCCAAGAGAACCACACCUCUCACCACAGGAAGCACCUCUUAAGCUCAAUGACCUUUCAUCUCUGACCUCAACAACUGCGGCCUGUUCGACCCACAACACUACGGAGGUCAAAGUGAUAUGCCUGGGUCAUGAAAUGAUAAUCAAUGUCCAAGUGCCUAGAAGAUGACUGACUAGAACAGAAGAGUCAUUCUACAUUCCAGAGAUCCUUUGUUGUGCCCACAUUCUACAUUCCAGAGUUCCUUUGUUGUUCCCACAUUCUACAUUCCAGAGUUCCUUUGUUGUGCCCACAUUCUACAUUCCAGAGUUCCUUUGUUGUAGCCACAUUCUACAUUCCAGAGUUCCUUUGUUGUACCCACAUUCUACAUUCCAGAGUUCCUUUGUUGUGCCCACAUUCUACAUUCCAGAGUUCCUUUGUUGUAGCCACAUUCUACAUUCCAGAGUUCCUUUGUUGUGCCCACAUUCUACAUUCCAGAGUUCCUUUGUUGUGCCCACAUUCUACAUUCCAGAGUUCCUUUGUUGUGCCCACAUUCUACAUUCCAGAGUUCCUUUUUUGUGCCCACAUUCUACAUUCCAGAGUUCCUUUGUUGUGCCCACAUUCUACAUUCCAGAGUUCCUUUGUUGUGCCCACAUUCUACAUUCCAGAGUUCCUUUGUUGUGCCCACAUUCUACAUUCCAGAGUUCCUUUGUUGUGCCCACAUUCUACAUUCCAGAGUUCCUUUGUUGUGCCCACAUUCUACAUUCCAGAGUUCCUUUGUUGUACCCACAUUCUACAUUCCAGAGUUCCUUUGUUGUAUGGGGCCAGUUAUAUAUGUUAGGGAUGACUCUUCCCCCGUAUAUGGGGCCAGUUAUAUAUGUUAGGGAUGACUCUUCCCCUGUAUAUGGGGCCAGUUAUAUAUGUUAGGGAUGACUCUUCCCCCGUAUAUGGGGCCAGUUAUAUAUGUUAGGGAUGACUCUUCCCCAGUAUAUGGGGCCAGUUAUAUAUGUUAGGGAUGACUCUUCCCCCGUAUAUGGGGCCAGUUAUAUAUGU
Messenger RNA from Oncorhynchus gorbuscha (pink salmon), 2003 nucleotides. RefSeq names its product multivesicular body subunit 12A (gene mvb12a). Gene Ontology annotation, cellular component: cytosol; ESCRT I complex. The record is from RefSeq and is a predicted model, not a curated record. Lineage: Eukaryota; Metazoa; Chordata; Actinopteri; Salmoniformes; Salmonidae. The coding region runs from base 158 to 1018 and encodes 286 amino acids. Gene Ontology annotation, biological process: virus maturation; receptor catabolic process; endosome to lysosome transport via multivesicular body sorting pathway. The transcript has 10 exons.